AUGGCUAAUACUCCGGAACAAUUAUUAAGUGUGCUGGAAGAUACGGCUAUGAAGUUAUCAAAAGCGCAAAUAAAUCUCAAGAAAUGUCCGAAACAACGUCUUACAAAAGGAUACAUAGAAACACGAAUUAAAGACAUCGAAGAGUAUUGGUCUACGUACAAAAAUACACAUAUAGAAUUAGUGAAGUGUGUACCGAAACCGCAACGACUCGACAUUCCAUACUUUACUAACGAAGAUUACUUUGUUCACGAAGAUUUGUACGUGUGUUUAUUAGCCGAUCUAAAUGAUUUAUUGAGUACAUACAUCAAGUCGUCGCCGGUAUCUAUGCAAGCUAACUAUAACAGUGAUUCUGGCCUAUCAAGGGAAGUGCAUGUUAAAUUACCGAGGAUUCAACUCCCAACCUUCUCAGGUAUUUACGAUGAGUGGCCUGCUUAUCAAGACUUGUUUACAUCAUUAGUGCACGAUAAUCAAACAUUAACUAAAGUACAAAAGCUGCACUAUUUGAAAAGCAGCCUUACCGGUGAAGCCUUGUCACUCUUGAAACACGUGCAAGUUACAGAGGUUAACUAUGAAGAAUCGUUUAGAAUGCUUAAGGCGCGAUUCGGUAACAAGCCCAUUAUUGUCAAUUCAAUAUUGAAGAGAUUAUUUACACAAAGGAAGAUAUCUGUACAAACCGCAAGUAACAUUAAAUCUAUAUUGGACACGACUACAGAAUGUCUGAAUGCACUAAAAAAUCUAGAAUUGACAACGAGCUCUUGGGAUCCACUCAUAAUAUUUUUAGUUGUUCAAAAAUUGGACCCAGAGACGCAUCGUGAAUGGGAAGAAGUUGCUUACAAGGAUAACGCCGAAGAGUUACCGGACUGGGACGCACUUAAGAUGUUCCUGCAAGCGAAAUUUCGCACGUUGGAGCUUGUUACGCCCCCGACCAGAGAAAAAUCUAAAGGAAAAGAAUACGCAGUUCACAUGUCAACCUCAAGUACUACGACUCCGUCGAAACAAAGAAGCUGCGCUAUGUGCAACGAAGAUCACACAUUGUGUCAUUGUGAGGGAUUCAUCAAACUCAGCCCAACAGAGAGGUGUGAGUACAUUAAACAACACAAUCUAUGCUAUAAUUGCCUGGCCCCUGGACAUUCAGCUUAUAGAUGUCGCCUGAAGAUGUCCUGUCGAAAAUGUCACAAACGUCAUCACACACUUACGCACCAGUCUACGCCUAUGACGUCAUCAAACCAACCAGGCAACAAGAAAGAACAAGAUAAAGACAUUGAAACUCAGCAAGCUUCCGCCAAAACUAACGUUUCACUUUCAUCGCAUGUCACUGCUACUUCGUCCACUGCAAUACUGGCCACAGCCCUCGUGCCUGUAAGAGAACAUGAAUCGGGACAAGUGACAGUACUACGUGCUUUGAUUGACCACGGCUCCCAAGCUACCUUCAUGAGUGAGAGAGCGGCCCAGAUGUUACGAUUGAAGAGAACGCCUGUUAAUGGCACCAUCACUGGAGUCGGCUCAACCACAACAAAUGUUAAACAUUCUGCAGAAAUCCAAUUACUAUCAAGACACGACGCUAGUUUCAACUUCACAGUCAAAGCGUACAUCAUAUCAACCCGUCUCACUGCCAAGCUACCAUCACAAACCAUCUCCACCAACACCUGGCCGCAUCUCCAAGGACUCUCUCUAGCGGAUCCAAGCUUCAAUAAAUCAGGAAGAGUUGAUUUAUUACUGGGUGUUGAUGUGUGUGCCCAAAUCAUUAAGGGUGAAGUUAUCAAGGGCCCCCCAGGAACACCAUGUGCUCAAAACACCAGCCUGGGUUGGAUUCUAUUUGGGAACGUGGAAACCAAACUACCGGGAGAUGAUAUUAUCGUCAUGCACCUCGAUCUUGAUCUAAAUAAUAUGCUGAAACGAAUGUGGGAACAAGAUCCAUAUGACAAACCAGAACCCACACCAGAGGAACGAAAGUGCGAAGAAUUUUACGAAACCACUACUAUGAGAAAUAAAGACGGACGUUAUAUUGUGAGGCUACCCAAGAAAACUAACAUGCUAUUAUCAACCCAAGGAGAUACAAGAACAAUAGCAUUGAAGAGAUUAUACCAAUUAGAGCAAAGAUUUAAGAACAAUCCAAAAUUGAAGAGCGACUAUGCUACAGUCAUGAAAGAUUACGAAUUAAACUACAUGGAAGAAGUACCAAAACAAGAAAUUGCCAAUCCAUCUGUGUAUUUACCACACCACGCCGUAGUUAAAGAAGAGAAAGAAACGACCAAAUUAAGAACUGUUUUUAAUGCUUCUCAAAAGGGAAGUAACAAUGUAUCACUGAAUGACGAACUGAUGGUCGGACCACAGAUACAAGAUGACAUGAGAAGUCUCAUCAUGAGAUGGCGUAUGAAGAAAGUUUGUUUCGUAGCCGAUAUCCAAAAAAUGUACCUGCAAGUCAUCGUUAAUGAAGAAGACAGAGAUCUGCAACGAAUACUGUGGAGAUAUGAUGAACAAGAACCUGUCAAAGACUAUCGUCUUACCAGAGUCACGUUCGGGACUGCUUCUGCUCCUUACCUGGCAGUAAGAACCUUGCAUCAAGUAGCCAUAGACGAAGGACAAAAUUAUCCCGAAGCUGCAAAAAUAAUAAGUCGCGACUAUUUCAUGGAUGACAUGAUGUCUGGUAAAGACAACGUCACAGAUGCAAUUAAAGUGGCGAAGGAAAUAGACGUCAUACUCCAGAAAGGUGGGUUUAAACUGAAGAAAUGGUGUUCUAAUAAUGCUGACUUUCUUAAAGCAUUUGAAGAAUCUGAAAGAAGCUCACAUGUAAACUUAGACAUAACAUUAGACGGAAUCACACGAGCUUUAGGAUUAUACUGGAAUAUGGGCAAGGAUCAAUUUCAAUACAGCCUAAACUUACCUGCUAAAUCCAGGACCCUUACGAAGAGAACAAUCUUAGCUGAUUUGCAGAGAUUGUUUGACCCAUUAGGCUGGUUGGCGCCUUCUGUUUUGCCUGCAAAGCUUCUUAUCCAAAAGUUAUGGCUGCAAGGAGUAACAUGGGAUGAAGAAAUAGACGAAGACAUUGCCACUGAAUGGAACAGCUUACGAGAAUCGUUUCAUCUUCACUUACCUGAGAUUGAAAUAGAUAGAUGGCUCCAUACUUCUGAAAGUAACAUGAACAACAUCACUAUCCAUGGCUUCUGUGAUGCGUCGAAUCGAGCUUAUGCUGCAGUGGCCUAUCUAAGGGUCAGAACAGAUAGUGGUGAAGUAAAGACAUCAAUCCUCGCAGCAAAAACGAAGUUAGCACCUACUAAACCCCAGUCCUUACCUCGUCUAGAACUCAGUGGUGCGGUGCUGCUUGCUGGACUCCUGAAGCAAAUAAAGGAAGCAAUGAAUAUACCCUCUAGUCAGAUAUACGCAUGGACUGAUUCCACUAUUGUGCUCUCCUGGCUUUUCGGUGAUCCUACGAGAUGGAACACGUACGUUAGAAAUAGAGUUGUUGCUAUACUCGAUAACAUCGGAAACCAUAAUUGGUACCAUGUCAAGUCACCAGAAAACCCAGCUGACGCUGGUUCGCGAGGUCAAUCCCUGCUGGACCUUAAGGACGACGAACUGUGGUGGACAGGUCCAAAGUGGUUGAAGGAAGGAGAAAUUCAAUACAGUAGACCUAAAGCGAUGGUAACUGAUCUGGAAAGAAAGGAAAUAUUACAAGUCAAUUUAAAACUUAAAAAUGAGAACAGCAUAACCUCAAGAUUUGAAAAUUGUGACACUUUACAAGAAUUGCUAAGGGUAAUAGUGUACUGCAAAAGAUUCUUAAAAGGAAGAAUAAUUGAAAACAAAGACUUACCUGUAAACACGGAGGAAUUAGAUGACGCGAUGAAAACCUGUUUGAGAAUGACACAGAAAGAUAGCUUCGAAGAAGAAAUUGAGCACCUGAAAACAAAGAGACCUAUUAAAAGACACAGUAAACUAAACAAUUUGAAACCUUACCUGGACGAUGAUGGAAUCCUCAGGGUGGGCGGAAGACUGCGUCACUCUGACCUAAACGAAGACGGUAAACACCCGAUUAUUCUUGAUCGUGAUAACAAUCUCACGGCACUCCUCGUCGCUGACGCUCACCUGAAAACCCUGCACGGUGGAGUUCAACUAACGCUCUGCUUCCUGCGAACUAGAUUCUGGAUCCUAAAAGUAAAAACUUUGGUUAAAUCAAAGAUAAGAAAAUGCCUUAUUUGUGCAAAACUAAACGCUACUGCAAGGUCACAACAGAUGGGAGACUUACCUCGUGCUCGAGUUACACCUGCAAAACCUUUCUUGAAUACCGGCAUAGACUUCGCAGGCCCGUAUCAGGUUCUGAUGUCAAAAGGGCGAGGAGCAAGGACGAACAAGGCAUACAUCGCCAUCUUUGUCUGUAUGUCUACAAAGGCGAUUCAUCUGGAACUUGUCGGAGAUCUCACGUCAGACGCGUUCAUUGGAGCCUUUCGAAGGUUUGUAGCUAGACGUGGAAGAUGUGCCCAUAUAUGGAGCGACCAAGGACGCAACUUUGUUGGAGCUAACAAGCUUCUGGCCGGAGACUGGGCAGAAGCAAAACUACAAUUCGAAGGUCCAGUCGCUGAGAAAUUAGCCUUGGAUGGAACGAAGUGGCAUUUUAUCCCUGCCUAUAGCCCACACAUGGGUGGAUUAUGGGAGGCUGGGGUGAAAUCGAUGAAACAUCACCUAAAACGAAUCUUAACAAAACACGUGACCUAUGAAGAGAUGAUCACCCUGCUAUGCCAAGUGGAGGCUUGCCUCAAUUCAAGACCUCUAGGAAUAAUAGACGACACGAGUACCGACAACGUUCAACCAUUAACCCCUGGUCAUUUUCUGAUCGGUGAAACACCUAUUACUGUGCCGACCCCCAACUUGCAAAAUAUCCCAGUAAGUCAUUUGUCACGAUGGCAUCAUCAGCAGAGGUUAAUGACUGAGUUCUGGCACAGGUGGCAACAAGAAUACCUGUCACGGAUGCAGCAACGUUCGAAAUGGCACAACAAGGUCAAGGAGUUUGAGAUAGGACACAUUGUUUUAAUAAAGGCAGAUAACUUGCCUCCAGCUAAAUGGAUGAUGGGACGAAUUGUUGACAAGCAUCCGGGCAAAGACGCUAAAGGUGUAAGGCAAGGAGACCCUUUAUCUCCAAAGCUCUUUUCUGCAAUCUUAGAAAGUGUAUUCAGGGAUCUGGAGUGGGAAAACAUCGGUAUAAGUAUAGACGGCAAAAAGCUCAACCACUUGAGAUUUGCGGAUGACCUAGUCCUGAUCACUGACAACGCAACUACACUUCAACAUAUGCUGCAACAGUUGUCGGAGGCGAGUAGAAAAGUAGGUCUCACUAUGAAUCUAUCCAAAACAAAGUUAAUGACAAACAGGGAAGAAAAAGUUGUAACUUUGGAUGACGCAAGUAUGGAAUAUGUGAGGACUUAUACAUACCUAGGACAACUAAUUGCGUUUAGAAACCAAACAAAAAAUGAAAUCGACAGAAGAGUAGCUAAUGCAUGGAAUCGUUACUGGUCACUUAAGGAGGUACUUAAAAGCAAACACUUCCCCAUGAUAGCAAAGAAAAAAGUGUUCGACUCGUGUGUCUUACCAUGCCUGACAUAUGGAUGCCAAACUUGGGCACUGAACCAAAAACAUCUCCUAGCACUCAGAACAUGUCAGAGGGGCAUGGAAAGAAGCAUGUUAGGAGUUAGAAAAAUGGAUCGCAUACGAUCAGAAGAUAUACGAUCCAUAACAAAGGUAGAAGAUAUAAUAAAGAAAGUAAGGCAAUUAAAAUGGAGAUGGACAGGACAUAUGACAAGAGAUAGCAAAACAAAAUGGACUAAAAUUAUAACGGAGUGGCAACCACGAGAUGGUAAACGAAAGAGAGGCAGACAGGUAAAAAGAAGGAUGGACGACAUAAAAAAGGUCGCUGAGAAUACCUGGCCAAGGAAAGCCAGAGACAGGGAAGUGUGGAAACAGCUGGAAGAGGCCUAUGUGUCACAGGACACGCUGAUCACUAAACCGAAACUGAUGUGUUAG
Molecule: messenger RNA, 6009 nt
Organism: Spodoptera litura
Lineage: Eukaryota; Metazoa; Arthropoda; Insecta; Lepidoptera; Noctuidae
Biological process (GO): DNA integration
Molecular function (GO): nucleic acid binding
Source: RefSeq, a predicted model, not a curated record